This is a messenger RNA of Sitophilus oryzae (rice weevil), 571 nucleotides long. Its product is annotated as general odorant-binding protein 83a-like. The transcript is spliced from 7 exons. The record is from RefSeq and is a predicted model, not a curated record. Gene Ontology annotation, molecular function: odorant binding. The coding region runs from base 32 to 463 and encodes 143 amino acids. Lineage: Eukaryota; Metazoa; Arthropoda; Insecta; Coleoptera; Curculionidae.
ACGUCAGAGAAGGUGUAGAAAAAAAAUAAGCAUGAAAAUAACCUGUUUGGUUCUAUUUUUUUGUGUCGCUUUAUGGUCAGAUAAUGUUUUAUGUCGAAUGACAGAAAAACAGUUAACUGCAGCUGUCAAACUCGUGAGGAAUAUGUGUGCGGGAAAAACCAAAGCUACUGCUGAGGAUAUUGAUAAAAUGCAUGUUGGAGACUGGGAUGUGGAUCACAACGCAAUGUGUUACAUGUACUGUGGUUUAAACAUGUAUAAAUUGAUAGAUAAAGACAACAAAUUUGACAGAAAAUCUGCAGAAGCCCAAUUGGCCCAGUUGCCGGCUAGUAUGCACGAAUAUGUCAAUAAGUGUAUGGAUCAAUGCGAAAAUGCCGCCACAAGUUUUGACGAUAAAUGUCACUCGGCUUGGGAAUAUUCUAAGUGCAUGUAUUUCUGCGAUCCCGAAAAAUAUUUCCUGCCAUAAUUCUUCCUAUACACCAAAACAUACAAUAAACAACAAAUAAGACCAAAAUAUCUGGUGAAAAUCGACUAUUCCAGUUUGCAGAAAAAGGAAAUAACCAACAUUUUUGCC